AUGGCACAGAAAUCUGGAAAAGCAUCCAAGGCUUCUGCCGGAACGCCCAAGGGCUCUCUUCGUGUACAGGUGAAGGCUUCAGAAGAAAAGAGCCAGAAGAGGAAACGUGACGAAAGCGAAAGCGACGACGACUCAGAAAGUAUUGAUGUCUCUACGAAUGAGGAGAGCGACAACGAAAGCGAAAGUGACCAUAAAGAUGGCAGCAGCGAGUCCGAAAGUGAAGACGAAAGAAGUGAUGAUUCAGGAAAUGAGGGAGAUGAAGGUAGCGAUUCGGAAACGGAUGGAUCAUCAAAUGAAUCUGAGUACUCUGACGAUGACAACGAUGAGAUUCCAGCGCUACCUGCAAAGAAAAAGAAUAAGAGCGAUGGUUCUGAAGCAUUCUCCAAGGCUAUGAAUGCUCUCCUUGACUCCAAGCUGAAGGCACAUGAUAGAAAAGACCCUAUUUUAGCAAGAUCAAAAACACAAUUGAAGAAAUUGGAGAGUGAAAAAUUGGAACUCAAGGCAAAGAGGCAGCUUCUGGCCGAGAAGAAGGCAAAGCUGACAUCCAAUCGUGUGCGCAAUUUGCUCCCAACCGAUGAUUCGCUUGCUAGAGAGGUCUUGGAGAAGGAGAAAAAAUAUAGAAAGGUGGCUCAGAGAGGAGUGAUCAAGCUUUUUAACGCAAUAUUAUCGACGCAAACCGAAACAAACAAGGAGGUUGGUGCGCUUGAGGGUGUCGGACAAUCUAAAAAGAAGGAACUGAUUAACGAGAUCUCUACAGAGAAGUUCUUGGAUCUGGUGCAAGAAGCUGGUAAGAAUUAG
Molecule: messenger RNA, 798 nt
Organism: Ogataea philodendri
Lineage: Eukaryota; Fungi; Ascomycota; Pichiomycetes; Pichiales; Pichiaceae
Exons: 1
Coding region: 1-798 (265 amino acids)
Biological process (GO): maturation of 5.8S rRNA; maturation of LSU-rRNA
Cellular component (GO): preribosome, large subunit precursor
Source: RefSeq, a predicted model, not a curated record